CGAAAAAGAUAUUCAUUCCGUCACAUCCAAUUUUCAUCGAAAUCGAUUUUCCACAUUCACAUAAAAGCCACCAUCUUGGUAUAUGUCCGGAAAAUCGUUUGCUCUUGGUUGCACGUACAAUCGGUAUUUUAAAACGGAAUUGUUGGUGGAAAACUGGUGAAAAAUUGUCGAAAACAAGUUCAAAGUGUGUUUUAAGUUAAGAUGCGAUUGAUGUAGUGUUGAAUGGAACUGUAACAUUGAAUUUUAGUGGAUAUAUUCGCAAAAUUGGAUUAACGACAUUUCGAAAAGAAAUCAUUUUUUAGAUACGCCAUGGCGCCAAAUACGAGAAUUUUUAAAAGGGAAACGGAAAAAAAUUUAACACUAGUUAAUUUCAACAAGCAUCACAGAUUAACGACAAGUACAACAGAAUCAUCGGUCGAUACAACAAGCGAAGAUUUCGAUGCAAUCACAUCAUCUGAUGUCACAGAACCAGCGACCGACAAGACCAUCGGUAAAACGGUUAUAGAGGACACAAAAGAACUUGCCGAAGAUCUGGGCUUACCGACAUGGGGUCUAGUUACGAUUAUGAUUGUUGUAUGUAUUGUGAUACUGGGAAUAUGUUUCUUUUGUAUUCGUCGGUGUUGUCGAAAACGGCGCGGCAAAGAUGGCAAGAAGGGUAUGAAAGGCGUAGACCUAAAAUCAGUUCAACUACUUGGUUCAGCGUACAAGGAAAAGGUACAGCCCGAUAUGGAAGAAUUGACAGAAAAUGCGGAGGAACCGGAUGAAGAGGAACAAAGCAAACAGAGUGUACAAAAGUUGGGUAAAUUACAGUAUAAGCUGGAGUAUGACUUUAACUCAAACAGUCUGGCCGUAACUGUUCAUCAAGCCGAAGACUUACCUGCCUUAGAUAUGGGCGGAACGUCCGAUCCAUACGUAAAAGUAUAUUUGCUUCCAGAUAAAAAGAAAAAGUUCGAAACAAAAGUACACCGAAAAACACUUAGUCCUGUAUUCAAUGAACAGUUUGUGUUCAAAUCCCUUCCAUAUGCGGAUGCAAUGAACAAAACCCUUGUGUUUGCCAUAUUCGAUUUUGAUCGUUUCUCCAAGCACGAUCAAAUUGGUGAAGUAAAGGUACCACUGUGUCAAGUUGAUUUGGCACAGACCAUUGAAGAAUGGCGCGAAUUGCAAUCGGUUGAAGGUGAAGGUGGUCAGGAAAACAAGCUCGGUGAUAUCUGUUUCUCGUUACGUUACGUACCCACAGCUGGCAAACUAACUGUCGUCAUCUUGGAAGCCAAGAACUUGAAAAAGAUGGACGUUGGCGGAUUAUCUGAUCCUUAUGUCAAGAUAGCAUUGAUGCAAAAUGGCAAACGUUUGAAGAAAAAGAAGACAAGUAUCAAAAAAUGCACCCUGAAUCCAUACUACAAUGAAUCGUUUUCAUUUGAAGUUCCAUUUGAACAAAUACAAAAAGUGCAACUAGUCGUCACUGUUGUGGAUUACGAUCGUAUUGGUACAUCUGAACCAAUCGGAAAGGUAGUAUUGGGCUAUCAGGCAUCCGGCACCGAGUUGCGUCACUGGUCCGAUAUGUUGGCCUCACCGAGACGUCCAAUUGCUCAAUGGCAUACGCUGAAGGAUCCGGAAGAUUCCGACAAGAAAGAGUAAAGUGAUCAACUGGCUCCGUCGGGACAUCGAGGACAAGUAACGUUAAACAACUAAAUGAGAAAAUAACAUGUUACGAAUGCGUUGGUUAAAAAUUUUCAUUUUUCAAAAAAAAGGACUUGGUUCUCUUUGUUUGUUAUUUUAUUUGUUUAAAAAAAUUAGAGAUCAAGCGAAUUAAAUGGAUUAACGUCGGUGAAAUGUAGAUCAGAGAAUUAUAUAAAUAUGUUUCCAUCCUGGAAUGAAACGAUAGAAAUAUAUACCUUUAAUAACCCAAUAUGUUAUGUAAAUAACGGUAUUUGCUAAGGUAUAAACACUAAAAUUAAAGGAUAAUGCAAGGCAUAUUAUUUUGUAUGUUGUAGAGGAAAAAAAAUGCUUAUAAGAGUAAUAUAUAAUUCAAACAGUAAAGUAAAAAAAAAACAGACAAAGGCCACGUUAAGUGAAUAAAAUUGCAUUUUAGUCCAAAUUGUGCAGGAUAUACAGAAAACAUUUACGCAAUAAAAAAAUUAUAUGAAGAAAAUAUAUCCCAGACACGAUUAGCAAUUUUUUCGACAACAUAAAUUUUACUCAUUUGACAACUUAAUUUUUUAUAUUUUUCUUUCUUUAAAAAAAUGUUUUUCUUUUCAAUUAUUUUGCUUUUAAUUUUUAUUGAUUUUUUUUACUUAAAUAAAAAGAUUUAUGACUAAAUAUUAUAAGAACAAUAAUAGCUAUUAAAGUUUAAAUAAAGAAAAAAAAACAAACAAAAUUGAUGUUCUCUUAUAUUGUACGAAAAAGUAAAAAAAAAACAAACAAACAAAAAAAUCAUUUAGAUAAAAGAAAAACUGAAAUUCCUUCUUUCGAAAUAAGUGUUGUGUACAAAAUUGAAAAAAAAAACAUCGAAGUAGUGUAAAUUGAACGGGAAAAAUAUUAGACAACAAAGAAACAUAGGAACAUAAUGACUGCUUCAAAACAGGAAGUUUCUUUUCUUAUUUUUUGUUUUUAUUUUUUGAAGUUUCUGUUUCCAAAUCGAUAUAUUUUGAUCAAUUUUGUACAUAAUUUUGGAAAUAAUGGUCAGUAACUGAAGCUAUGACGUUAUUUAUGCACUAUAAUACAGCAAGUGUCUUCCUUGUUUUAAUUUUUAAGUUUUGUUUUGUUUUUCUGUGUUAAUUUUAAGUUUAAUUAAAUUCGAUAAAUUUUUUAUUUUGUUGAUUAUUUACACACAACAUAACGUCAUAACCUCAAUUCGAAUAAAUAUAUGAAUUUUAAUUUAAAAAAAGAAGAAAUUUUACACUUCACGACUGUCAAUUUUGUAACGAUAUUACAUCAGCUGAUUAUCUCACUGAAUGUACGAUAUACGUACAUCGCAUCGUGCAUUCGUUUUGUAUAGAAUGAAUUUUCAUUGAGCAGUGGCGUCAGCGGUGGUUUUGUCAAUGUGGGAUGCAUGGAGCAAUUGCUCCUGUCCACCUCGCGGCUUCGGCUUCAACAUAAAUUAAGAGGCCAGUUUAAACCGAGAUUGUUACUGUUAACAGAGAUCUGAUUUCAAUUUUUAAGGUCAGGUUAAACAUUGGGCCAUGUAUAACGCCUUAACCUGGUCUCACUGCCAAUUUGUUCAAAAUCUUUAAGCUCGUUCUCAUUCGUAGCUUUGUGCUCGUUCUCAUUCGUAGCUUUGUUUGUUAUUUCUUGUCCAAUAGAAGCAGUUUCCCCAAUCCACUUCGUGAAUUGGGCAUCACUUCAGAUGUGGAAAGCUGAGAACAUUUUCUAUGUCAACUGUUGAUAGAUUUAAGAUUUAAAGUUUUUUUAACAUCAAUAUAAUCUCCGCAUUGAGAAUUGACGAAAUGACCUAUAUGAAAUAUCCAGUGGAGGAUGAAGAUGGAAUUACCUUAAAGUAUACCCUCUCAUUUACUUAAAGACUAAAACGGAUCUAUGAGAGUGUGUGCAUUGAAAUACAAACCAAGUGAGUGUGAAUUUAGUAACAAAGUCGACGAUCAUUAAGUGUAAUUAAAUAUUGUAAAAAUAAAAAAAAAUUCUUAACAGACGCUAACAGACCAAAGAGAACUGUAGUAAAUAUUUUAAAAAUGUUUUUGAGUGGGAAGAGAGAAUCUUAAAAUAUUUCAUAUCAUUUCACAUAACCUGAGUAUAACAAAAACUAGUUUAGCCAAAACAAAAUUUUGAAAAUUAGUAACGGAAAAAGGUCGUGAAGCAACGACAGAUAUUUUUUUUUCGUUUUAGUGAGCUUUUAAUGGUGAUUCGAGAUGAAAAUAUAUUUUUUGAAAUAAAACUUGAACAGAAAUUUAAAUAAAACUUCUGAUGUAAGGAACUGCGUUAUUAAAGUUGGGCAGUCUGACUUUUCACAAAAUAUUUUGAACAUUGUCAGAUCCAUCUGAAAAACGCAGAUCUUGAUUCAAUGCUAAAAAUAAAUUUUUGUUUCUUCAGCUUUAUCACUCUUUUGUCUCCUGUCUAAUUUGGUAGAAUUUAAAAAAAAUAAUAAAAAACUAAAACAUAAAAUAAAAACAAAAUGACUGAUACCAUAAUAGUAUGAUAAAAAAAAUUAGUUUUAAAUUAUGUUUUGCGAACAUUAAAAAUGACCGAAAAAUUAAAAGAAAAAAAAUUAUAAAAAAGUAGAAAUUUGCACAAUAAAAAAGUACGGUUCACCAUUUAAAAAAUUAAAUAAAAAAAAAUAUUUUGAUUGUUCAUGUGUUUAGGCUGGAUUUAGAUGUUAGUUGAAUCAUUAGUUUCAAUUUUUAUUUUAACAAAAAUUACCGAUUCGACGAACGUAAUUUUAAAUAAAAAAAAAAAAUUAGCAAAAAAAUAAUAUUUCGAUUAAAAUUGUUCUUUCGAUUAUUGUUGGGUGGUUAACUCCUUUAAAAAAUUUACCCCAUGCCAUCUACCAUUUCAACAUUCCAUUAUUUCCAAAAAAAAACAAACAAAUGUAACAAAAAAAUCGAUUCAAAAAUCUUUGAGAAUUCGAUAAAGAAAAGCUUUUUUUGGUUAACUCAACGUAUAUCAAAUUCACAAUGACAAAAUUGUAAAUAAUUCGAAUAUACACACCUACAUAUAAAAUACAAAACACUAACUUAAAAGAAGAACAAACAAAAUAUUCAAACUAAAGAUUCAACAUAAAAUCAUGUACAUAAAAAAUAGUUAAAACAAAGAGGAAAAAAACUAUCGAAAAAUCAAUCACUCAUGCAUCAUCAUAAAAACUUAAGAUUCAAAUGGAUAAAAUAUCAUUACAAAGUACACAAAUCUAAUAGGAACAAAUUUCUUGGGUUUAUUUCCUUUAAUUUAACUGAUAAAACGAACGUUAAAACUUUAAAUGAUUUACCAAUUUAUUGGUUCAAUAAUUCAAUAUAUUGUGAUUACGAUCACCAUGCCGUUCUGAUUUCAUCUUAUUUAAUGCUUCUUUUAUUUUAAUGGAUUGAUUUACUAAAGUAAAUGAUGAACAAGCAUCUAAUCUAAAUAAACAAUAUCUAAAUACAUACCGCAGACACUAAAACUUUACAAAUCACAGUUUACAUUUAAGUUUAGACGUUCACUUUAGUAAAACCCAAUAAACAACAAAAAUAAUUCGUAGACUACACACGAAAAAAGGAGCACACUAAUUUAUUCACAGAACAAAAAAUGAAUAUUAUUAUAAAAAAAAGUCGUAAAAUAAACUAUUUAACAAAA
Molecule: messenger RNA, 5274 nt
Organism: Bradysia coprophila
Lineage: Eukaryota; Metazoa; Arthropoda; Insecta; Diptera; Sciaridae
Gene: Syt1
Product: Synaptotagmin 1
Biological process (GO): synaptic vesicle endocytosis; calcium ion-regulated exocytosis of neurotransmitter
Cellular component (GO): exocytic vesicle; axon; dense core granule
Molecular function (GO): phosphatidylserine binding; calcium-dependent phospholipid binding; SNARE binding
Source: RefSeq, a predicted model, not a curated record